Messenger RNA from Cheilinus undulatus (humphead wrasse), 3951 nucleotides. Its product is annotated as phospholysine phosphohistidine inorganic pyrophosphate phosphatase. Gene Ontology annotation, biological process: dephosphorylation. NCBI's taxonomy places the organism in Eukaryota, Metazoa, Chordata, Actinopteri, Labriformes, Labridae. The transcript has 7 exons. The record is from RefSeq and is a predicted model, not a curated record. Gene Ontology annotation, cellular component: cytosol. The coding region runs from base 33 to 848 and encodes 271 amino acids. Gene Ontology annotation, molecular function: inorganic diphosphate phosphatase activity; phosphatase activity.
ACGCGCAUGCGCUCUUUAACUAAAGUUUCGUUAUGGCUGACAUGAACUGGCCAGGCUGUGCAAAGAGUUUAAAAGGUGUCAUUUUGGACAUGUGUGGCGUUUUAUACGACAGCGGGGAGGGAGACGGGGUCGCCAUUCCUGGUGCGGCCGAAGCUGUAAAAAAGCUGAAAACAUCUGACCUGCAGCUGCGAUUCUGCACCAAUGAGACACAGGCCAGCAGAGACAAGUUUGUUGCCAAACUGGGAAGACUGGGCUUUGACAUCUCUGUCCCUGAGGUCUUCUCCCCUGCACCUGCAGCCGUGGCUGUCCUGAAGGAGAGAGGUUUACGGCCCCACCUGCUGGUGUAUGAUGGACUUCUCUCGGAGUUUGAAACUGUUGACAAAACCAACCCAAACUGUGUGGUGAUCGGAGAUGCGGCUGAAAAGUUUUCCUAUGAGAAUAUGAACGAUGCAUUCAGGGUCCUUGUAGGUUUGGAGAAGCCAGUGCUGUUCUCUUUGGGCCAAGGGAGGUACUACAAGGAGACAGAUGGUCUGAAACUAGAUGUUGGUGUUUUCAUGAAGGCUCUAGAGUAUGCCUGUGAUUUAAAGGCUGAAGUAAUCGGGAAACCUUCACCAAUGUUCUUCCAGAGUGUCCUCAAUGACAUGGGACUCCAACCUCAUGAGGUGCUGAUGAUUGGCGAUGAUCUGGUGAACGAUGUAGGUGGAGCCCAGAACUGUGGAAUGAAAGGUGUUCAAGUCAGGACUGGAAAGUACAGGCCCAGUGACGAGAGGCACCCAACAGUGACAGCAGACGGCACUGUGGACAACUUGGCCCAGGCUGUGGACAUGAUCCUAAAUCAAAGGAACUAAGUACAAGCACUGGACACUGAAAACUCCUAAUGUGGACUGGAAGAUACAGGAAGGUGCACCAUAGUACUUUAAAAUAGCCAUUAGGUGUUGUUGCCAAUAGGAGGGGUGUGCAAAGCAGUAUAAACUGAAAGUGUCUCCAUAAACUGCAUAUCCUGUAACUGUCAUGUCUAAUUAUACUGUCAAAUAUGGGAAACAAACACCCACUCAUCUAGUGCAGAACUAUCACCCAGGUGUACUAGAGAUAGUUGUGAACUCUUCACAGCAGCACAAGCAUUUUUCUUUGUGCAUGAUUGGCAUAGAUAAGAUACUUCAGCCUGACAUGAAUGUGCCCGUAACCUGCUGCUGACUUACAGUUAGGGGUGAAAAGUACUUAACGUGUGUUUAAACACUCAGCUAAUGUUUCACAGUUGAAUUAUUAUGGAGAUGGUGUACGUGUAUGAAGUUUGUAGUCAAACUGGAAACAUACUUUUAAUUUUUUUCCCACGAUGACUGUUUUCUUUCUGAUGUCAUGCUAAGGGUGCAGUGUUUAAAGCUGAAAUCAGAGAGUCCUGAUCAGUUCCAGGUUGCAUUUUGGACGUAUGGCAAUUCUUUAUAAAUACUUCACUUCAGGUUUAUUCAUUACACUUAAAAGGAAGUGGAUUCAAAAAUAUCCAUGAGUCAAGAAACAUGUCUUAUUAGCUUCUGUUAGAUAACAGCUAAUGUGAGCAUAAGUAACUUCUGACUUUUGACACUAUUUUUAGACAGCAACUCAGGGUUGGAAAACUUACUAGCUCACUCUUUAGUAAUGACCAAUCAGAUAACAUUGGACAGUAGUCAUUUCAAUACAGUCUGUUCUUAGUCGAUGUCACUGCAUUCAUUGAAAGUUAACAGCCAGCUUCAUGCUGUGUUUUUGUUCGCUGAGAGGUCAAUUUUACAAAUUUUUCAGCCAGGGUGGCCUACGGGUCAUUAAAAGUAUCAUAGUGGAGGGAUUUUUGUCAGAAAACAGUAAUUGUAUCACCAACUUCUGUCUCUAAUCUAGCAUAGAGCUUUGCAGCUGCGCUCUGAUCCGAGUUCACCAUAAAGUCAGGGGGCAGGCUCAUUGCUGGAGUUCUUGUCUAUUUUUUCCUUGAGCCAGAUGCUGCAGGAACAAACGUCUUACCUGCUGAAGGUUUUUUUUUAAUCCAUAUUUCACUUAUCUUUAGUCCUGGGUGAUUAAAAGAAGCAAACUGUGGCUUUCUCUCUCUUAAAGCAGCCACAGUUCAAUCCCUUCUGUCUGUUAGAGUGGCUAUGUAAAGUAUUGGUUGAUAAACACAUCUAUUCCAGCCAAGUCUGUCACAAUAAAAGGCUCCUAUGUUAAUCAUCGUAAGAGCAUUUUGAAGAGCAACAUCAGGAAAUUGAGUAAUGUCACCACAAAUACAUCUCAUAAAUGGAAGGGAGACAUAACUUCACAUAACUCUAAAAAUAGAUAUAAGGGAUACCUGAAGAGUUAAAUGAGAAUGAGAAAAUGAAACUGAGACUUUUAAGCUCUUCGCAGUUUGCCUGUCAUUACAUCAGUGUGAUUGCACAUGAGCUUUGGCUACACAGUGGUGUGAUUGUUGACUCACUGCAAAAAAAGUUUCUGGUUGAAUCCCUUUCAGAUAAGGCCUUUCUGCAUGGAGUUUACAUGUUCUCCCCUGAGCAUGCAUGGAUUCUCUCCACAUGAUCCGGCUUCCUCCCACAAACCAAAGGCAGACUUGUUAGAAUUAGAAAGUCCCAAUGCCAUGUUUUCCUUCCCUCUACCGAUUUCAAUACGAGAGCACUGGGUGACAGCCAACACCGAGUACCAAUCUGAUAUUGGUGUACACUCUCUUGACUGACUGUGCUGUGGAAAACUGACAUUAUUUUUGCCCUACCAUGAACUCAGAACAUGGCUCAGCAAAUAGCAUCCAAAUAUACAGCCUUUCUGUGACACUUCCUGCUAAUUACUGUGAGUUCUACUGCUAAAUAUUAUAAUAACAAUAACACAGAGGCCACAUCAAAACCCCUUUUGUCUUUUUCCCUCCAAUAUGCUCUACUAAGGCAAUUUCCACAUCUCCAUUCAGGUUUAAGCAACUUGACACAGCCUCGCAUGAUGACAGAACAGCCUAUCAUUGGUGGACAGCCCCUCACAAAGCAUUCUGGGAAAACAAUAAAACAAUCUGGCCGUUAGCCUUAGCACUAGAAGCAAUAAAUUGUUGAAAAUGAGUAAAAACUGAUAAAAAUGCAUUAAAAAAUGCCCAAUAUCAGAUUUGCCGGUGUGGAUUUAAUUCUUUAAGUCCUUGAAAAGUUGACUAAGUUCCAGGUUCGCAUGAAAAGCUUCCGUGAAGGACUAAGUAAGCAUGGAUAGCAUCAUUGGAACAGCUCAACAGCUAGCUUCAAGGGAGAAAAAAGUUAGAGGCUAUGAUUUAUAGUUGAGAAGUUAUUUAACUUUUAAUAACCCAUGUCAAUUAUUGUUCUAAAAGGCAAUGCUGGUGUGGAAGGGUUUUUAACAAAAACCUUUUGAUAGAGUGACACCAUUAGAUAAGAAAAUCCUGUGUCUUUUUACCUUCAGGAUAAAUAUGUCCAUGAUGCAUGAUCACAUUUCAGAUUUUUUUCUUUUUUCCUUUUUUUUCAUUUUGUAACAUUUUUAAAUAGUAAAAUUGUUUGUUAGGCAUAUUUUGUUCCUAGCAUUAUCCCAGAAGCUAACGGUAGUUUAAUUAGGUGUUUUUGUCUUAAAAUGCAUGGAAAUGUGGCCCAGUAUCAGCUCAGUUGUGAUUUAAUAUCCAGCCAGGUUUUUGCACAUCACUGUCUUUUAGCUUUUGAUGAAUCGGUGAGUAGUAGUAACACUGUAUAUAUUUGUCAGACAUUUGUAAAACAUGAAACCUAAAAAUCAGUUGUACAUCUGUGAUAGUAGUUGAGAUUCCCAAUCUGACAUCAGAGGCAAAUAGCUACUGUUUGACGAUGCUAAAUUGGAACUUUACUAGUUUAACAAACAUUUCUUCACGUUAGUAGUGUAUAUUGUGUAAAGUGUGCCAUUCACUCCCUUUAUAAGCAUGCACAGUCUUGAACAAGUAGUGCAGCAUGGUCUGUAAUUCAAGUAAAAUGAUAAAUAAAGCUAUUUUUCUAG